Molecule: messenger RNA, 2900 nt
Organism: Jatropha curcas
Lineage: Eukaryota; Viridiplantae; Streptophyta; Magnoliopsida; Malpighiales; Euphorbiaceae
Product: BTB/POZ domain and ankyrin repeat-containing protein NPR1
Biological process (GO): regulation of salicylic acid mediated signaling pathway; defense response to fungus; systemic acquired resistance, salicylic acid mediated signaling pathway
Cellular component (GO): nucleus
Molecular function (GO): protein binding
Source: RefSeq, a predicted model, not a curated record
UCUCUCUCUCUCUCUCUCUCUCGCUCUGUUUCCUCGAAAGCGAAAAAUGAAGUUUCGACCCAAACACAUUUGGCACGUGCCCAUGAAUUCAUCUAUGCCCACUUUGUUUUGAUAUUUUACUAUCUUCUCUCUUUCUUUUCUCUUUCCUCGGAAUCAGAAAAUCCAAGAACACUUCUACUUUUGGUGUUGGUACUUGUUUCUUGUUUCUUGUUUUAGUUUCAUUUCUGGGUAAAUCUUGGGAUAGAUCUGUGUAUUUUCUUUUUGGGUUUUUUUGGGAUCACUUAACCCUUUUUUUUUUUAACUUAACCUUUUGCCUUUUAUUUUAAGUUUUAUAUAUUUUUUUGGGUAAAUCUCAACACAAAAUUUUGUUAAUAUUAAGAAAUUUACAGGAUAUUUUCAUAUGUAUAGAGUUGUUAUGUUUUUUGGUUUUUGUAGCGUGUUGACUUGGUCUUUGAAAUUUAAGCAAGAAACUUCUUGCCCCCUGUUGGUAUUAUAGGGGAUAUGAAAUAAAGUCAUUAGCAAAAACUUGACUUUUCAAUUUCAAGGUUACUAGUUUUAGUGCUUUGAUGGAUAUGAUAAUGGAUUUCAAUAGAAGAGCAUGUUUGGUAGCAAUUUUUCAACUUUGGUUAUGUUUGUAUCUCCAAUACCCAUUUUGAAAUUCAGAAAAAAUGAUUUCUUUUUAUUUUAAUUUUCUGGUUUCUGAAUGUCAUAAACCCUUAUCGUGUAGCUUCUGUAUGUUUUGCAAUUUUUUUUUCUCUUAGAUAGAUACUUCGAUGCAUCGCCAUAGAUUUUUUCGCCUAUUAAAAUCUUUAGGAUUAUAAACUUCACAACAAGGUAGCUAUGUUUAAUGGAUGAUGGAUCACGGGUUCAAUAUUGGAAAUCUUUAAUAAGAGUUCUCUAAGUAGAUUAAUGGCUAAUUUGUCUGAGCCAUCAUCAUCUCUAUCAUCUCUGAGCUUUACUUCAUCUUCUCAUGUAUCGAAUAGCUCUAUUAGUCAAAAUAUAUCCUCCUCCUCAGGCUCUGAUGCUAGGCCAAGUCUUGACGUGAUUAGUUUAACCAAGCUUAGCUCCAGUUUGGAGCAGCUCUUGAUAGAUCCUAGCUGUGAUUAUAGUGAUGCUGAAAUUAUUGUUGAAGGAAAACCUGUUGGCGUUCAUAGGUGUAUUUUAGCUGCUAGGAGCAAGUUCUUUCAUGAGUUAUUUAAGCAAGAAAAGGGAUCUUCAGACAAGGGAGGGAAGCCGAAAUAUGAGAUGAGUGAUCUUUUACCUUACGGGAAGGUUGGAUAUGAAGCAUUCCUGAUUUUCUUGAACUACAUGUAUACUGGAAAACUUAAGCCAUCACCAAUGGAGGUAUCAACUUGUGUUGAUAACGUAUGUAGUCAUGAUGCCUGUAGACCUGCAAUUAAUUUUGCAGUGGAAUUGCUGUAUGCUUCGUCCAUAUUUCAAGUACCAGAGCUGGUUUCACUUUUCCAGAGACGCCUUCUCAACUUUGUUGGUAAGGCUUAUGUGGAGGAUGUAAUACCAAUCCUUGUGGUUGCCUUCCAUUGUCAAUCAAAUCAGCUUGUUGCUCAAUGUGUGGAUAGAAUAGCAAGGUCGGAUCUUGAUAACAUGUCAAUAGAGAGAGAGCUUCCCUAUGAAGUUUCAGAGGAUAUUAAGUUUCUUCGAAAAAGACCCGUGUCUGAGGAUGAAGAAAACACUGAGGCUGUGGACCCUAUGCAUGAAAAGAGAAUUAGGAGAAUACAUAAGGCAUUAGACUCGGAUGAUGUUGAACUAGUAAAACUUCUAUUGACAGAGUCUGCGGUAACGUUGGAUGAUGCCCGCGCUCUUCAUUAUGCUGCAGCAUAUUGUGACCCCAAGGUUGUGUCUGAGGUGCUUAGUCUUGAUCUUGCUGAUGUUAACCUCACAAACUCACAAGGUUACACAGUUCUCCAUGUUGCAGCGAUGCGAAGAGAACCAUCAGUCAUAGUGUCCCUCCUUGCAAAAGGGGCUUGUGCCUUAGACUUAACAUCAGAUGGGCGAAGUGCUGUUAGCAUCUGCCGGAGGUUGACAAGACCAAAAGAUUAUCAUGCUAAAAUAGAGCAGGGGCAGGAAGCAAAUAAAGAUCGACUGUGUAUUGAUGUCUUAGAGAGAGAAAUGCGUAGGAACCCAAUGGCCGGAGAUGCUUCUAUCACUUCUCAUACAAUGUCUGAUGAUCUGCACAUGAAGCUUCUGUACCUGGAGAACAGAGUGGCAUUUGCACGAUUGUUCUUCCCCACUGAAGCUAAGGUGGCAAUGGAUAUUGCGCAUGCCAAAACAACGCAUGAGUUUGCUGGCCUCUCUGCAUCAAAAGCUAAUGGGAAUUUGAGAGAGGUUGACUUAAAUGAGACACCAAUAACACAGAAUAAAAGACUUCUAUCUAGGUUGGAAGCACUUAUGAAAACAGUGGAAAUGGGUCGGCGAUAUUUCCCCAGUUGCUCUGAAGUGCUUGAUAAGUUCAUGGAAGAUGACCUUCCUGAUCUGUUUUACCUUGAAAAGGGCACCCCAGCUGAACAAAGAAUCAAGAGGAUGCGCUUCAUGGAGCUCAAGGAAGAUGUUCAGAAGGCCUUUAAUAAGGAUAAGGCUGAGCGUUCAGUGUUGUCGUCCUCAUCGUCCUCAUCUUCUCUAAAAGAUGGCACUAGUAACAAGCUCAGAAAACUGUGAAAACGUGUAAAAUAUGUUUUAAUAAGCGGUUGUAACUGAAUAGUAGGUUUUGGGAGGGGAGAGUCUUCAAGUUUUGGCUCUGGUUGCAUAAUUUUAGCUUGUGGGCAAACUGGGUUCGAUGAGCUAAAACUCUCUGCUUAUACCUUUUGACAAUUCAUAGAAAAUUUUCGUUUCUUACCUGUAAGAACUUCGAUUAUAGAAAUUUACAGUUGAUUCAUUCAAGUCUA